ACAAUGGAAACGCUAAGUUCUUGCUUGCAUUUCUUGAUCUUGAGUCUUAUAACGGUUCAAUGUUCGAUGGCAUCGAACAGGAUUAGAAAUAUCUUUGUUUCACCCAGAGGCCACAACGCUAAAUCUUGUGGGAAUGCAAGUGAACCUUGUCUCUCGCUGGAUUUCGCCAUCUCUAUCGCACGUGAAAGCGGAGAAAACUCAACACAGAUAACAGCGGCAGAAGGGAACUACACGCUGAAUGAAAGCUACACAUUUACAAAUGUGGAGAACUUCGGUCUGGUAGGGCAAGGUUCGACUCCAAAGGAUGUAAAAAUCAUUUGCAAAUCGAAUGUGAGCCUAUCUUUUGUUCUGAGCGAAAGUAUAUUUUUCGAGGGAUUCAUCUUACAGAAUUGUGGCGGAUGGAAAAAGAGCUCGGUUUAUGCCAAGAAGCCCUAUCGCAGACUCAAUGGAGCUAAUUUUAAAACAGCCCUUGAUUUUAGAUAUUGCAAGAACAUACGCUUCUACGGCGUCGAAAUUUCGUCUUCAUCGGGCCUCGCUGUCAACUGUUUUGACUGUGGAGGCGCAGUAAACUUCACAAAUAGCGUGUUCGCGGAAAAUGCUGCGCGCUCUGGUGUCGAAGACAAAUUCAUUGGAAAUCAAAAUGAAUAUUACGUGCUCUCAGGAGGAGGUGUUUAUUUAGGGUUAGAUCCGUACGGUAGCAAUACUGUCAAUGUCACGCCAGGUGAACAUGAUUCAUUUCAACACAACAAUACCUACAUUUUUCGAAAUUGCCGCUUUGUCGAAAACGAAGCCGUGUGGCUCAACGAAAGUAAACAAAGUGACUUUUUUAACUCAUCUGAGCUUCCGUUUAGUCGAGGAGGCGGUUUGGCAAUUUUCUUUCGAUCGAAUGCCAGUGGAUGUCUAGUUGACGUAGAAUCGUGUGCUUUCAUCCGAAAUCGCGCUGACUGGGGCGGAGGUCUUAUGCUCGUAAUGAAAGAAGAAAGCAGAAGGAAUGUAUUCGUAAUGGCACACACCCUGUUCGUCAGCAAUAAAGGAAAUUUGGCAGGUGGAGGAAUUCGAAUCGGGAACUUUAUCAAAGGAAGCGGACGCGGUCUCAAUACCUUUUCUAUCACCAACUGCUCGUUCGAGGGCAACAAGGCUAUAUGGGGAGGGGGCGCAUCGAUCUUUGGAACGACCAUUCCCGACACAACCAAACAUGAUUUAACCCAGUUCUACUUCAACAAUUGUCACUGGAGUGAGAACAACGGAACAGUUGGGGCUGCCGUGGCUUUUUUCCUCUCCAAUCAGAACGAAGACCAAAUCGGACCAGAAAUUCCUUACCAUGUAACCUUGAAUUUCUCAACGUUUCAGGGUAAUCGAGUGAUACCUAUGGAACAACUGGUGACUAUCGGAGAAGGCACACUUUACAGUGUCCAAGUGCCUCUGAUAUUCCGAGGAAAUGUGACAUUCUUUAACAACACCAACUCUGCCAUGGCCCUUGAUGGCUCUACCAUGGAAAUAUUCGGAAAUGUAUUCUUUAUCAAGAACAAGGGGUUUAGAGGCGGUGCAAUUGCUAUGUACGGACGUUCGAGAAUUGUUUUAAAGAAAAAGUCGUAUCUUCUCUUUGACGAUAAUAAGAGUGACGACAGAGGCGGAGCUUUGUACAUCUUUGCCCCUGGACCACCUCUGGUUGGUUUUUAUGCAACUGGUAUAAAUACGCAUAUCUGUUUCUUCGGAUACACGGAUCCUCAUGCAGAUUACGAUGACUGGGAAACAAGGGUUAUCUUCGUGGGCAACAAAGCAGCGUUUGCAGGACACUCAGUCUUCGCCACAACACUAAGGAACUGUCGACGGCCCGGUGAAUCUCUCGUAAACAACUCUGUUUUGCAAUGGAAAUUCGUGGAAUUCAGGAGCGCCGAUGGACAGAAAACUUCCCUAACAAAGGAGGUCACUACUGAACCAGUUAAAAUAAAGUUUGACACAGACGACUGGUUGGUGGCUCCCAGUGAGGUUUUUAAUGCCUCUUUGUCAUUGCUUGACGAGAUUGGUAACUCCGUCGUUGGUAGCGUCAGUGUAAAAGUUAUUCCUCUUCAGCAUGAGCACCCGGUUUCUCUGAACACCUCUUCGCCCUUAUUCAUUGCCAAUAGAAGUAUUUCCUACGUUAAACUCGCAGGGAAAGCUGAUACUAAUUUUUCAGUGAAACUGUGGUACAUGGGGAGAGUGCUAUUAACUGAGACGAUCUCUAACCUAACACUGAAACCGUGUAAUCCAGGAUUCAAGGCAAAAGAUGAUCAAUGUGUUUGCAUGGAUUCCACCGAUGUUGGUGUCCACAGGUGUGAGUCGGACGGGAAGACAUUUUAUCUUACACAUGGAUACUGGGCAGGACUCGUUAAAGAAAAAUUUAAGACUCAUUUUUGCCCAACUGGAUACUGUAACAUAACUGGGCAGUACACCGUUGAACAGAAGUAUGAUUCCGGGAACCUUUGUAGCAAGAAUAGAAAUCAGACGAGCGUGCUUUGUGGCAAGUGUAACGCGAGCUAUAGCGUGCUCUUUGGAGGGGAAGACUGUUCUAACACAUGUACGAACUGGUAUUUGUUACUGCUGAUUGUGUACGGAGUGAUCUUGUUGCUUGUCGUCAUGGGUGUCAUGUUGAUCAACCUGGAUUUCUUCACUGGGUAUUUGAACGCAUGGGUGUAUUCCUACCAAGUCAUGAAAGUUAUCACCCCUGGUGGCUUCCAGUUCGACUGUUUCAUAGAGUUUCUUAUCGGCCUUGGAAACUUCAAAUUCAAAAUAGGCGGUGGUAUUUGCUUUGCCGCAGGUCUAGACGAUGCAGACAAGUUGGCCAUAAUGUACGUCCUGCCAACGUUCGUCUUGGUGCUGGUCAUGCUUUUAGCUAGAGCUGUAGGUAAUCAUCCUAACUGGUGGUUUAGCAAACGUGUUAGAGCCCCUCCUUUCCGAGCGUUUUGUACCAUCUUUGUGCUCUGCUACACUGACAUCACCAGAAUCUCACUGCGAAUCCUUAAUUACGCAAAAUUUGACUCCACCUUCGUGAUGUACGCAAAUGGUAACAUUGGCUACUUCUCACAGAAACAUAUUGCCUACGGCAUUUUAGCAAUCCUUUAUAUUUUGAUCGUGGUAAUUCCAUUUCCGAUGAUCCUCUUGUUUCGCAGCUACCUCACUCGUAAACUGCUCUUUGUGGUGAAUCUCAAUCGAUGGAAGCCGAUAUUUGAUGCUCUCCAGAGCUGCUUUAAAGACCAGUAUCGUUGGUGUGCUGCUUUCUACUUUCUUUGCCGUUUCGUGCUACUGGCGAUAAGCACUCUAGCGCCACCAGGAGCUGUAAAAAGAGCCAUGUUGGAAACUGCCUGUGUCCUUAUCCUCCUGAUCUUUGCGUUCCUGAGGCCGUACAAGGAAGCUUCGGAUGUCAAGGAGGAAGAAGAGAGCUACGAGUGGAUAAAUAAAUCAGACGUGGCCUUACUGACAACUCUGUCGCUGAUCGCCAUUUUCAGUUCUGCUAUCGAUAGUAGGAUGUCGAUCAGGACCAGGAACGGUUUAAGAAUAUUUGUCAGGGUGUUGGCCUACAUUCCUUUGCUGGUCCUUGGGAUGGUUACGUACAGGACCGUGAGCAGAUGGCGUCAAAAGAAGACCCUGAGAAAUGAAUUACAAGAACCAGAACUCUCCGUGACGGAUGAGACAACUGAAACUGACAACCAACCUGCGUAAAUCCCCCCCAUGUUGAGUAGCAAUGUGCGUGAGAUGAACCCUUGAAACAAAAACGACAAUUUUAAAACUUUUGACAGUUUGGACAUGUGAUAAUCUUGAUGUCGCGUUCCCGAUGCCGCAGACACGUGGUGUUGUGCACCGGAGUUCGCCAGUAUAACCACAGUGUUGAACUUU
Messenger RNA from Stylophora pistillata, 3873 nucleotides. RefSeq lists its product as uncharacterized. The record is from RefSeq and is a predicted model, not a curated record. Lineage: Eukaryota; Metazoa; Cnidaria; Anthozoa; Scleractinia; Pocilloporidae.